CGCAGGCGGCCCGGGCGCAUGCGCGGCGGGUCCGCAUCACGCCCCCUCCCACCCUGCGCCCCCUCCCACCCCGUCUCCCUCCGCGCUAUAUAAGGCGGGCGCGGCGGGGCUCCCGGCUCCGCAGUGUGCGUGGGCGGGCGCGGCGGCUCCGCGCAGCGGUGCGGCCACCCGCGCGGCCUCCUCCGUCCUCUCAGCCCGGGCCCAGCGGCAGCGCCAUGAGUUCGGGGACCCCCUACAUCGGCAGCAAGAUCAGCCUGAUCUCCAAGGCGCAGAUCCGCUAUGAGGGCAUCCUCUACACCAUCGACACCGAGAACUCCACCGUAGCGCUGGCCAAGGUGCGAUCCUUUGGUACUGAAGACCGGCCUACAGACAGACCUGCUCCUCCGAGAGAAGAAAUCUAUGAGUACAUUAUUUUUCGAGGGAGUGACAUCAAAGACAUCACUGUCUGUGAACCUCCAAAAGCUCAACAUACUCUGCCACAAGAUCCUGCCAUUGUUCAAUCUUCACUGGGCUCUGCCUCUACAUCAUCCUUUCAGCCACAUGUGCCUUACAGCCCGUUUAGAGGUAUGCCACCUUACAGCCAGCUCGCUGCCAGCUCUUUACUUAGCCAUCAGUACGCAGCUUCGUUAGGUUUAGAGAAAUUGGUAAGCCCUCCAGCAUCAGCAGCUGCUUCCAGCCCUAGUUCUUCUCCGUCUCCACAACCUGUUUCAGAGCCUGACAUGUCUUCAGAGCCCCAUCAGCUUUCUUCCAAGGGUGCUGGCUUUCCUUCUGUUCACCCAGUGCGCAAAAGCCCCAUGGUGGAGCAGGCUGUGCAGACCGGCCCAGUCGACAACGUGAAUUCACAAAAGCCUCCCCCGGUGAAAGUGACUCCAGGGGCUCAGCGCAAUGGGCGGCAGGUUCCGCAGAGCAACAGUAAGACAAAUGUAGACGCAGUUCAGGCAGCACCUGUGCCGACCCAGGGACAGGUGAAUGAUGAAAACAGAAGACCUCAAAGGAGAAGAUCAGGAAACAGGAGAACCAGAAACCGCUCUAGAGGACAAAACAGACCAACUACUGUGAAGGAAAAUACAAUAAAGUUUGAAAGUGACUUUGACUUUGAAAGUGCAAAUGCACAAUUCAACAGAGAGGAACUUGAUAAAGAAUUCAAGAAGAAGCUAAACUUUAAAGAUGACAAAGCAGAGACGGGGGAAGAAAAAGGGGACCCUGGGGUGGCAACUCAAAACAACGAUGGUAACGUAGAGGAGGACCUUCUGGGACCCAACUGCUACUAUGAUAAAUCCAAGUCUUUCUUUGACAACAUUUCUUCAGAACUCAAAUCGAGUUCUAGGCGCACCACGUGGGCUGAAGAAAGGAAGCUCAACACGGAGACGUUUGGAGUGUCCGGACGGUUCCUUCGUGGCCGCAGCUUUCGUGGGGGAUUUCGAGGUGGAAGGGGAAGCGGAGCAGCGAGGCGAACCCAAACCACUCACAGAGCUGGUACUGGCAGAGUGUAACUCCAGAGGUUCUAACAUCUGUCCCGAGAGGAUGAAAUUGUAAAUAGAAAGAAAACAACCAACUGCUGCACUAAUGUGCGAAAUUGUUCGUAUUGUUUACUGUCUCAGCUCAAGUGACAGAACUUCAUGUACUACUGCUUAUAUUCUGGACUUAUUUUGGACCAGCAACUGUCAGCUGGAAUAUUCUUUGGAAGAGGGAAUGUGUUCAGGGGUACCUUCUUCAGGGUGUCUUUUUAUUUGUGUUUGGUUUGGUUUUUUAAGUGCAGACUAACAUGGUUCUUCUUUCUGGGUCUCUCAAAGGCUGCUAUAGUUUGAAGUCAGAUUCCUUUUCUGAACCCUGAAGAAGACAAAUCAUGCUAUUUUAACACAGAACCAAAGCUCACCUGAAAUAAACCAGCUCUAAUUUGUUUGUUCUGAGUAACCAAACGGAUUCUUUGGUGCUGCUGGUCUCACAGUUCUCAGCAGCAGGUGUGAAGUAGCACUUGGUAUCUGGAAGAACAGAUUCCUGGUGCUGAGGAGUUGUGUAUAUUGUCACUUGGGAAUACUGGAUUGUUGAUCAUGUAGUAGUGUCAAUGACUGUACAACUGUUUGCCAGCCGGUGCUAGUGUGGCGGUACUACAGGUUUACACAGUGCUGGGCGCUCCCCGGAGGUUUGGGGCUUGGGGGCUGGUGCUGUGUCCUCGGCAGGACGGGAGCGAGUGGCUGCGCCCCUGCGCGCAGGUCACAGUUUUUGGCAGCAGUUGCUGUCUGGGAAGGGGAUCAGAGCUCCCAGUUCUGCCCCCGUUCGUACCUCACCCACAGGUAGCGCUGGGCGCAAACAGUUCUCUGUACACUAGUAGGCUGUGGUGGAACGCUAUGGAAUGUUUUCAUUAAGCUAGGGAUGGGAUCCAUGUAAUGAAGCUUAGCAGAUGGGCAUGUUUAAUUUGUUUCCUCUGUACCCCCCCAUACUGUAAAUAGUUUAGUUUUUCUUUUGUUUUUUAAAAAAAUCUGUAUGUGGGGAGAGGGGCUGGGAGGGGGGUUACAUUUCUUUGCAUGAAUAUGUGGGUUAAAUUGCUAUAGGCAUGUGUCCCUUUUUUGGUUGGUAGGGAGUUUUGUUGAAAAAGCACCUUGAUGACCGAACCCCUUACAUAGCUAGAAUUUUUUAGUUACGCGUUGACCUAGGUUACUGUAAAAGCUUGGAUUUAUUUUUGUAGGACUUUAUUGCUGAGAAUUAGAACAUAGCAGUGGGGCUGCUCUUUGGAGUAAUGUAAAUUGUAAUUAUAAUAAACAUGUAAAUGUUUAA
This is a messenger RNA of Columba livia (rock pigeon), 2775 nucleotides long. RefSeq names its product LSM family member 14B (gene LSM14B). NCBI's taxonomy places the organism in Eukaryota, Metazoa, Chordata, Aves, Columbiformes, Columbidae. The record is from RefSeq and is a predicted model, not a curated record. The transcript has 10 exons. Bases 216 to 1493 code for a protein of 425 amino acids. Gene Ontology annotation, molecular function: mRNA binding.